Hirundo rustica (Barn swallow) is the source of this 1238-nucleotide messenger RNA. It is a transcript of the gene MALSU1, whose product is annotated as mitochondrial assembly of ribosomal large subunit 1. Lineage: Eukaryota; Metazoa; Chordata; Aves; Passeriformes; Hirundinidae. Gene Ontology annotation, biological process: negative regulation of translation; negative regulation of ribosome biogenesis. The coding region runs from base 3 to 620 and encodes 205 amino acids. The record is from RefSeq and is a predicted model, not a curated record. Gene Ontology annotation, cellular component: mitochondrion. Gene Ontology annotation, molecular function: ribosomal large subunit binding. The transcript is spliced from 4 exons.
GCAUGUGGCGGGCGCUGGCGGGGGCGCGGCGGCUCCUGCGGCCGAUCGGGGCCGCGGCCGGGGGCGCCCCGCGGGCGGAGCCGCCGCCACCCCGGGCCGCGCCGGGUCGGGGCUGCGCGGCGGCGGGAGGCGGAGCCGGGCCCGGGGCGCUGGGGGCGGCGGAGCGGCGCCAGCCGGCAGAUACUGUUCUUCCAAAGUUCAACAUUGACUUGGUUGUAGCACUGCUGAGACAAGAAAAUGCUAAAGACAUCUGUGUCAUCCAGCUAUCUCCAGAAAUAAAAUACUGUGAUUAUUUUAUAAUUGUGAGCGGAUUUUCAACACGGCAUCUUCAUGCAAUGGCAAAUUACAUGCUGAAGAUGUACAAGCAUCUCAAAGAAGAAGGUGGUCCUCAUACUCGGAUUGAAGGAAGAGAGACAGAUGACUGGCUGUGCAUUGAUUUUGGUAGCAUAGUGGUGCAUUUCAUGCUGCCAGAGACACGAGAAGUUUAUGAAUUGGAGAAGCUGUGGACUCUUGGUCCCUACGAUGACCAGUUAGCACAGAUGACUCCACAGUCCCUGCCAAAAGACUUUAUAUUUGGACUGACUCCUAACAGCAGUGAUCAUCUUGAGACAAGAACAUAAAGCAGCUACUGCAUGGAAAGAGAAUGAGUGUGCCUGAGUUAUACAGCCUUGAGAACUGAGUAAUUAGUACAGUUGAUCAGUAGAAACCAGUGGUUUUAUUGGAUGUGCCUAGAUAGAGUUCCAAACAAACUAAAAUGAGCAGAGUCAUAGAAUCAUUAAGAUUGGAAAAACCCCUUAAGAGUCCAACCAUGAAAUGUCAAAGAAGGAAUCCUAUCUGAGCUUCCCAGGGGAGCCACUGUCUUAGUCGAGUUUGCAGUGAGAAGAGCUGGGCAAAGACAGCUGCUUAAGCUGGAACUCAUGCUCAGCCUCUAGAGUAAUUGUUUUUCUAAUAUCUUUGAAAGACACCCUGUAGUGGCAGUGCAAAACAGAUUGGAGCGCUGCAAGGAAGAACUCUGGAAUAGUACAGCUGAGAUGACGCUUGUGUUCAGCCAUUUGCUUCUGGUCACAAUAAAGCAAGUCAUGGUCUGAUGGGGGGACUGAAGACAGACUGGUGUUACUGAGAACAUAAAAGCCAAGACAAACAGUGACAAAUAAAUGUGCUUUGAGUUAUCAGAACAGUAAAUCAGUUUUCCAGCCAAGGCAAACCUGGUUUUAAUAAUAAAAAAGUCCCAAACUGAA